GGCCAUCUUGAAGUUGUCUGCUCGACAGAAAGUGCUCGCAUAGCACAUUUUCUUUAUUUUUUAGACAUUUACGACCUCCACAGCACAAUGGAGACUCCAAAUUCAUUAACCAUACUGUUUUCGAGGUCUACAUGCAUUUUCAUUGCAAUGAUGUGCUUGCUAAGUCAUGGAACACAGGGAGAAACUGUUGCUCUGGAUGGCAACAACUUCAAUAAUAUCAUAGCCACACAUGAACUGGUGUUCGUGAACUUCUAUGCAGACUGGUGCCGGUUCAGUCAGAUCCUGGCCCCUGUGUUUGCUGAUGCUGCAAAGAAAGUCAAGGAAGUCUACCCGGAGGUUGGGAAAGUGGCCUUUGGAAAAGUUGACUGUGAUAAAGAGGGUGGUGUAGCUACCACGUACCACAUCUCGAAAUAUCCAACACUGAAGUUAUUCAGGAAUGGACAGGUGGUAAAGAAGGAGUAUCGUGGUCAAAGGUCUGCAGAAGCCUUGGCAGAGUACAUUAAGAAACAGCUGGAGGACACCAUACAGCAGCAUGAUAAUAUGGACCAGAUUGAUGAAAUGCAGGACAAAAAACGUAACAUGAUUGGAUAUUUCUCGGACAAGGAGACAGAUAGUUACAAGACAUUCAGAAGAGUGGCCAUGCAGCUUCGGGAGGACUGUGUUUUCCAUGCUGUAAUUGGGGCGCCAUCGGAGGGAGAGCGUGGAGGAUCAGAGGCCAAAUUAGUUUUCCGGCCACCUAAUACCCGCAGAGAGGAUAUCCAAUAUGUCGGAGAAACCCACAACUUUGACUUCAUGGUACAAUGGAUGCAGGAGCGAUGUGUGCCGUUGGUGCGUGAAAUCACCUUUGAAAACGCUGAGGAGCUGACAGAGGAAGGAUUACCGUUCUUGAUAUUGUUCCAUAAAGUAGAAGACACGGCAAUUCUUCAAAAGUAUACAGAUGCAGUACAGAGAGAACUUUUAUCAGAAAAAUCUUCUAUGAACUUCCUCACUGCCGAUGGUUCCAAGUUUUCCCACCCUCUACAUCAUCUGGGAAAAACAGCAAACGAUUUACCCGUCCUGGCGAUAGACAGCUUUAGACAUAUGUACCUUUUCCCGCAUGAUAUUCAUGAAGGCUUAGAGACCCAGGGUCUUUUAAAGCAGUUUGUAUCAGAUUUACACUCAGGAAAACUUCACAGGGAGUUUCACCAUGGGCCGGAUCCCACCAAGGUCCCAGCUCUGCCUAAUAAGGAAGAGAUUAAGGGUGAUCACAUACCCCAUGAAGAGAAUGCAGAAAAAGUAGAACAGCCCACUAGUCCACCAGAGUCCAGCUUUGUGAAACUCGCCCCGUCAGAAAAUAGAUACACAAUUUUACGACACCGGGAUGAAUUGUAGCUGGAUUAUAUUAUGUUUGUUUUGAUAAUGUUUUAUUAUUUUGAUUGUAAGUAUCUCAUUUCAAAGGCACUCCGUCAGUUUGUUCAUGGAUAUAUAUUUCUUUUCCUUAAAAAGAAGAAUGCUAUAAUUAUGUAAACUUGUGCCUGUGAAAUCACUUUUCAUCAAGAUUUUCAUAAACAUACUGUUUUAAAGCAAUCAAAUAAUAGAGAUGUUUAAACGAAUUAACCUGCUCACAGGUGCUAUAAAUAAUUGUUAAGGCACUUCUUACCCGAGUGAUUUAAAUUACAAACAAACGCCAUGUUGAAAUAUUUUAUAUAAUAUUGUUGUGAUAUAUUCUCACACUCACAUUUAUUGCCUGCUUAAGCUCGGCCCACUUGAUUACGAUAUGAAAGUAAACGUAUAGACAGAAGAAGAAAGGGCUCUUAAAUAUGCUUAAAUUUUCUUGUCUUAUUCAUAAGUAAAUGAUAAUGAUGAUCUUGUUUCCUUAUUCAAGAAUUAUUCGCUAAGAGUACCCCACAAAAAAAUGCCAUUCGGCUGCAGAAAUUUGAAAAAAAAUCUAAAGGGGGUAACCAUGUCCCCUUCGAACAUGUGCCAGGAAUAUUUUCUGAGGAAGUCCCUGGAUAUACUUCCUAGUACAGUCAACGAAAUUAGACUUUUGGAUGAACAAGCCUGAAUUCUUAUACUAUUACUUUGCAUCAAAUUUUGAACAAGCCCUGCUAUAAAAAAAAUUAAAAUUUGAGCAAGCCUGCAAGACAUUUUACCAGUGCAGGGCUUGCGGGCUUAUGUUAAUUUCGACGACUGCUAGUAUGAUGCUGUGCUUAAAAAUGAAUCUUGAAACUAUGCUUUUCAACAAUAUAACCAAUUACUGAAUUAGUUGAGUGCCCAAAAAGUUCCUAAAAUGUACAAUUAAUGCAUCAAGUAGAACUUGUUAUGAUUAACAUAUGAUGUCAUAUUCUUUUUGUACAAUUCUGACAUUCAAUCUUGUAGUAUCAUUUUUUUAAAUGUUUUUUUACACUAACAGGGUCUUCAUAAGAAAAUUACUUCAGAUCAAUAGCAUGCUUAUCAGCUUUUGAAAUUAUGGCAAAAGAGCUGUAAACAUAGUUUGCAUACUGCUUGAUGUAUUCGAUUUUUCUCUCAUGACCAGUUCAUGAUUCAGUAUGUAGAAUCAAAGGUUUUAGACAUAAAAUUUGGACAUUAAAGGUACAUAUGUUAUAUGUUAGUAGUGAGAAUAUUAUUAUGCGUUUGCCUUUCACUUUAAUUUUAGAAAUGAAUUGCUCACAUUUAUUGUUAUACAGAAUUAUAACAAUUAUUUUCAGAUUUAUGACAUCAUGUUGUUUUUUAAAUAUUCAGUUUUGAUGUAAGGUUAUUUGUUAUUAGAAAAGCAUGUAUAAUUACAGACAAAUUUCUUGAGAUUAAACAACAAAAGUCUUUUUAAAAAAAAUAUGUGAUAUUUUAAUGGGACUUUAAAAACUACAUAAAAAAUGAUUUUUGUAUCUAGUACCAUAUACAUGUUAUACAGAAUUUAAUGAAGGUCUUGAAGUGAAACCAAUUGCUUGACAGUUUGGAUAAUAGUUCUUACAUUACUUACUGUUCAGUAACCAAAAAACAUGUGUCCAUGUAUAUGUACUUAUGGGUCCAAGUGUGAUAUAAAAAUAAUUUUGGCUUAAGUGCCAUUAUGGUGACUAAACUCUUAAAAUUAAUAUUCUAGGCACAUAUUUUUUUACUCUUAAAUUUAUGCAUUUAAUACAAUGUUUUAAUUUUAUUUUGAUAGCUUUUUUCUUUGGCUUGUAUUAAUAAAUUAUAAUUAUUUUGCUACGACAAUUUCGUGCUAAGUCCGGGGAUUGUUUAGGAAGGAUCUUCGUGAAAUCAAAAUUAUGAGAUGAUUUUUAGGAUGGCAAGAAUGCUACUGACUAUGCAGUUUUGUAACUUAUGUGCAUAAUUAUUAUUUUUCCUUUAUUACUGGGAUAAUUGGUACCUUUUCUAAGGGAUAUUUUUGGUUGUUUUUUUGGUUUCUUUUCAGAAUAUUAUGUGGAAUCUUUAUUUUUUUCUCUUUUUAUUCAAAGUAUAUCACUUUUCAACCAAUUUCAUUAUAUCAUAUUGCAUUUUUACCCUAAUCAACUACAAUUACAAUCAUUUUUGUAUAAGGUGGUGUAUUUUGCUCCAGGUUAAAAGUGGCCUUCUACUUUUAGAAAGAUGUUUUUGUUUUAAACAUAGUUCACAUAAAACCUCCUGUUAUGUCAAAUAUGGCAUAUGUGUAUACUGGGCCUCCGAGGUACAUUGUGAAUAUGACAUGGCUUAAACCAAUAUUACAAAAAAUACUACCAUCAUUUCUCAAAUUAAAUUAUUCCAAAUAACAACACAGUAUCUUUGGAACAAACCUUUUCUAUAAAAUAUUGACCAUAUCUUAUAUCAACAUAAUCUUUGAGUGAAUGCGCUUUAAAAAAAAGUUUAAAAUCAUUCUAUGCGGUUAUGUGGUAAAAUAAGAUUGAUUUUGAGAAUUGAAGUUUUUUGUGAUAUGGAGACCAGGUGUUGUAAAUGCAUUGACUUUGUUAGUUAUUUGGCAGAGAUAUGUCCACAGUUAAAGUUUGAAGCAUAUGAACCUUAUAAAAGAAAACUGUCAAAAAAAAUAUCAAUCACGACUUACUAUGUACAAUUCUUUCAUUUAUUAUUGUAUACAUGCACUGUUUGUACAUUUCGGAUUUGUCUGAUUUAUUUAUGAAAUAUGUUUAAAUUCCAGGGGUGACUGUUUUUAUACACUUUUAUCUCUGUGUGGCUGACUCUGUGUAAAUGAAUGUAUUACAUUGUGUGAUUGUAGGAUAUUGAAGAAAAGUGUUUCGCUGUUUAGUGCUGAUGAAAUAUGCAACUGUGUGAAAUGAUUAGUAAUACAUGUUUGUUUCUUAUAUAAUUUAAUCAUCUAAAAUAGUUCUUUAUGUGUCUCGAUCUCUAUUGACUUAAAGGUAGUGUGAAGAACAAUCACAUUCCUAUGUGAUAUUGUUUGAUUACUUGGAAUAGCACAUUUAUUAAGUUGCUAGAUGUCCUUCAGAGAUUGUUAUGUUUUUGUGUCCCAGACUAUGUUUUUGUUUAAAAACUAGGAAAACUAGUGCAUACUAUCAUGACUAUGUAAGCAGAUUUAGUGUGUAUAACUUCUUAUCGUCGGAUACUCGCGACUUACCCAUUCCGUUACACACCUUUCAACAUUGCACGCCGUUCGACACUGGAUGGAGUUUAAGGGAUUUGGUCGCGUACUGUUGUGCGAUGAUAAUAAUAUCUGUACAUGAGAUAUAAAUGGUUUUAACAAAGUAAUGUUUCAGCUCUAUCAUAAGCUAUCUUCUAAUGCUUGUUUGUUUCUCUUGUGUACAUAGAGCAUUGAUGUAUGAUAUUGGAUAUAAUAUAAUGACAAAAAGCGUUGAAAAUAAAACUAAUAAGUGAA
Molecule: messenger RNA, 4801 nt
Organism: Mya arenaria
Lineage: Eukaryota; Metazoa; Mollusca; Bivalvia; Myida; Myidae
Product: endoplasmic reticulum resident protein 44-like
Exons: 13
Coding region: 88-1371 (427 amino acids)
Source: RefSeq, a predicted model, not a curated record